GGUCACACUGGAAAGAAAUAGUAAAUUAGCACCGUUUCAUUAAUCGUCAAUUUACUCCGCUAGUGUGCGACCUAACAGCUCCGUGGUUUUGUAAACACACAGCGAGGUUUCUUGAAGAGUACAGCGAAGCCGCAUAUCCAAGGGCUCCUGAUGAAGGUGUGUAGGUAAUACUUUUAGAGCCUUGUAAGACGCCAUGUCUGAAGAGGCGAUUUCAGAAAGUGACCUGGAGCCCAGCCUUAACAGUGAAGAGGAGUAUUUGGAAAAUGAAGAAGAAGAAGAAGAAGAAGAAGAAGAAGAGGAGGAGGACAAUGACGACAUGGAGGAAGAUGAGGACGAAAAUGAUGGAGACGAUGAAGAUGAUGGUGUUGACCGACCUGCGAGUGCCGAGAGCAGGACGGAAACGGCUCAGGAUGGCAGGGACUCCACUUCAGCUACCUCCGGAGAGCCAUCCUCAGAGCCUCCGUCUCAGCCUGCGUCCAGCCCGUCCUCCAGGGCUCCCUCCAGACCCCCCUCUCGCUCUCAGCCUCCAACCAGCCCAGACAACUCGACCCAGAGCAAGCCACCUUCCAGCAAAACAAAGAAACAUAAAGCCUCUAAACUAUCCAAAUCUUCGAAGUCUUCGAAAGGCUCCAAACCUUCCAAGCUAUCUAAGCCUAUACACAUGAGGAAGAAUAUCAGAAAGCUGCUGAAGGAGGAUCAGCUGGAGGCUGGGACUAAGGCUGCUCAACAGGAGGAGAUGGACAGGAGGAAGCGUCUGGAGCAGCAGAGGAAGGACUUCCCUAUACCAGCCUCAACCGUCCCAGACUCUCAGCUAGGUGACUGUCCCUCUAUCGUCGACCCUGCUUCAAUUUUAGGAGAAGUUUCUCACUUGGUCCCAGCUCUCCUGAGCAAGCAGGAUGUGAUCUGUCUGGACAGCAGCGGUGAUGAAGAUGAAACAGUGGACCCCGAGCUGCCUGCAUUUGCUAUUAGAGAUGAUAUCAUUGAGCUUAGUUCCGGGGACGAGGACGCUCUGCAGAUAAGCAGCGAGUCGGCCGACGAGGACGCCGAUGGCACCGCCGCCUCGGAGGAGAGCAGCGGCGCGCAUAUCAACGACGAUAUGAAUCUGCCCGACGCCCAGGGUCAAGUGCUGGUUAAUAUCAGUCACCCUGCGGAGGAGAAAGACAUUUACCUCGCACCACAGCUGGCCAAGGCCGUCAAACCUCACCAGAUCGGGGGAAUCCGGUUCCUCUACGAUAACCUCAUUGAGUCUCUGGAGCGGUAUAAGACCAGCAGUGGCUUCGGCUGCAUCCUCGCUCACAGCAUGGGGUUGGGCAAGACACUGCAGGUCAUUUCCUUCACCGACAUCCUGCUGAGGAAUACCGAGGCUCACACUGUGCUGGCCAUUGUUCCUGUGAACACACUUCAGAACUGGCUGACCGAGUUCAACCUCUGGCUCCCGCCACAAGAAGCCAUUUCCCCCGAAACGGACCCCGAACUCAUCACAGGCCGCGCAUUCAAAGUUCACAUUCUCAACGAUGAGCACAAAACGACGCUGGCCAGGGCCAAAGUUGUGGAGGACUGGUCCAGAGACGGAGGGGUGUUGCUGAUGGGUUAUGAGAUGUACCGUCUGCUGUCCAUGAAGAAGAGCUUUGUGAUGGGCAAGAAGAGGAAAUCAAAGAAGCCCGCCGGACCAAUCAUCAUUGACCUGGAUGAAGAAGAUAGACAGCAGGAGCUCAUGAAAGGUAUUGAAAGAGCCAUAGCGCGGCCCGGCCCAGAUGUGGUGAUAUGUGACGAGGGCCAUCGCAUUAAAAACUACCACGCCAGCACGUCGCAGGCUCUGAAGAACAUCCGCUCCCGACGCAGAGUAGUCCUGACCGGCUACCCGUUGCAGAACAACCUCAUCGAAUACUGGUGCAUGGUGGACUUUGUUCGGCCCGACUUUUUAGGCACGCGUCAGGAGUUCAGCAACAUGUUUGAGCGGCCCAUUCUGAACGGGCAGUGCGUGGACAGCACACCUCAGGACGUCCGCUUGAUGCGCUACCGCAGCCACGUGCUGCACAGCCUGCUGGAGGGUUUUGUCCAGAGGCGAGGUCACGAUGUGCUGCAAGACCAGCUUCCCUCCAAGGAGGAGCAUGUGAUCUUGGUGCGGCUCUCUCCCAUUCAGAGGGCGCUGUAUACCGAGUUCAUGAAACGCUUUCGAGAAGCAGGGAACAAUGGCUGGCUCGGUCUAAACCCACUCAAAGCCUUCUGUGUAUGCUGCAAGAUCUGGAAUCACCCAGACGUCCUCUAUGAAGCCCUGCAGAAGGAGAAUCAGGCCAACGAGCAGGACCUGGACCUCGAUGACAUAACUUCAGCUGGUAACACUCGCUGCCAUGCACCGGGCGCUGGCCUCAAAGCCAAAGUAGCCGACUCGAGCAACAGCAAAGUCAACAACACCCUGCCAUCAAUCAAUCCCUCUCAGGAAAGAGCCAAUCAAGUCAUCACAUAUGAAUGGGCAAAGGGCAUAAUGUCAAACUACCACACGGGAGUCCUGGAGAACUCUGCCAAGAUGAUUCUGCUCUUCCAUUUGAUUGACGAGUGUGUAGGAAGAAGAGACAAGAUUUUGGUCUUUAGUCAAAGUUUGUCCACCCUGACGGUCAUCGAGGACUUCUUAGCAAAGAGACCCAUGCCGGUGGGCAUCGCCUCUGACACCCAGAACCCCCACUGGGUUCGCAACCUCAAUUACUACAGACUGGAUGGGAGCACAUCUGCCUCAGAAAGAGAGCGACUUAUAAAUCAGUUUAAUGACCCGGAAAACACCUCAACAUGGGUCUUCCUACUUUCUACAAGAGCGGGCUGCUUGGGGGUUAAUCUGAUUGGGGCCAACCGUGUGGUCGUGUUUGAUGCCUCCUGGAACCCGUGUCACGAUGCUCAGGCGGUGUGUAGGGUUUACCGCUACGGUCAGAAGAAACCCUGCUUCAUUUAUCGCCUUGUCUGUGAUUUCACCUUGGAGAAAAAGAUCUACGACAGACAAGUCUCCAAACAGGGAAUGUCUGACCGUGUGGUUGACGACCUGAACCCAGUGCUGAACUUCACUCGUAAGGAAGUGGAGUCGCUGCUGCAUUUUGUGGAAGAGGAACCUUCCAAAAUCGCUCUGGAGUGCCGGGAGGGAUUUGAAACAGUGAUGUAUCAAGCUUGUCAGCUUUACCCACACCUCAUCACCAAGCAACCUUUUCAUCACGAGUCUCUGCUGGUGGACCGGAAGGAGUCAAAACUGACCAAAGCAGAGAAGAGAGCCGCCAAGAAGAGCUACGAGGAUGAGAAACGAGCCUCGGUUCCCUACUCUCGGCCAUCAUACGCCCCCUAUUACCCAACCAGUGAUCAGACGCUCACAAACAUACCAGCAUUUAACCAACGCGGCUGGCGUCCCAUGGCACGGCCGGAUGACAAGCCCGUGGCAAGUGUCAGGCCCAUCCAGUCGACCCCAAUCCCCAUGAUGCCUCGCCAGGUCGGCAUGGGCCUGGCUGGCUCCAGCUCUGCCGGCAGCCUGCCUGUCAACUUCCUGCAGAAAGCCGGAGUUUAUGUGCAGAGGAUCGUCACCACGACUGAUAUUGUAAUCCCAGGAGCCAACAGCACAACAGAUGUUCAAGCUCGAAUUAGCGCAGGAGAGAGCAUCCAUGUUAUCAGAGGAUCAAAAGGUACCUACAUUAGGACAAAUGAUGGAAGGAUUUUUGCUAUUCGAUCUGGAAAGAUCAGUAGACCAGCAGCCAGGGGCUCUGCUGCUUCAAGAGACACCCAGGGUUCCCUGAUCCAUCCACUCAGUAAUGGCUGUUCAUCGCCUGUGGAUCAACAGCAGGGCUCCCCCAACGGAGAUCAGCGGUCCUCCUCUCCCUUAAGCUCUGAGAUUCUCCGAGAGCUCAGCCGCUACGCUGCAUCCUCUGGCGAUGCUGGCAUGGGGAACGAACUGCCGUCGCCGACAGAAAUGUUGGCUCUACCAGCAGGGGAUGAAGGCGGUUCUCAGAACAAUCAGACUGGUGAUCUCAAUAGGCAACUCGCUGACGACCUCAUGGGCUCUGCUUUAGAGCUGCGUGGCACCAAGCGCAGGAGUACUGAAAGCCAGGGCAACACACAAAAACGCACCUCUGCUGCAUCACGUUUCCCCGGAAUGUCCAUGGGCUCCGGCGGGCUCAGUUUUCCCUCCGUGGGUCUGAACUCCUCCUCCCUUCUGAGUCACAUGAGUCAUCCACUUCUGAUGGGCGGUAGCGGCGGAUCGUCAUUCCUUCAGACACCGGGACAAACCCUGGCUGACCUACAGACCAUGUUCCCCUCCGCAGGCUCGGACCUACUGAGACAGUCUGCCACAGGGAACGGACACCUCCCCACCCCCUCCUCCGCUUCCACCACCACCAUCCCCAUGUCAUCGACACCCUCGGCAGCAACUUCUUCCUCCCUGGCGUCGGGUUCUCUGCCUCCGUACUUGAUGAACCCCAACAUGGCUGGCCUGCUUUCAUCAGGCUUCCCUCUCAACUACAGCCAGUCGCUGCUCUCCGAGCAGAGGAUGUUCCCCGCCCCUCUCCUCUCGGGGUCAGGGGGAUUCCCCACGUCUAACUCCAGCUCUACUACGUCCAGUUUCCUCUCCCAUUUCAACAAUCCCACUUCCAGCCUGCUGGGGGUAGCUCUAACCCAGCCGGACAUGCAUCAGGAGAACGGCGGCAGCAGCUCCGAUGAUGACGUUAUAGAGGUGACAGGACAGUAGAGACUCAAUAAGUCCUGGAGAGGCAGUUUCUCACACACACACACAGUUGUACCAGUCAUGGUUGACAUAAAGUACAUUAGGGAUGGGAAUGAUUACACAUUUACUAAAUGAACUAAAUUGAUUCUGUUACAGUAUCUACCCUAACCUAUAAACUGAUGAUUGAUGGUCAGAAACUGGUCAUAACAUAAUAACACAAGUAAAAUGUUUCAGGAACUAAAAAAAAUCAAUGUUAAUCCUGAACACAUGCUAUGAAGUUGGAUGAGUUUAAUGUGUUAUACUGGCCAUUUAAAACAGUUUAAAUUAUUCACCAGUGAAAUUAGCUGCAUUCCCAUUCCUAAUGGUCUCAUUGAUUUAAACUACACACACUCUCACCUGCAAACGAGAGAAUCAACUUGUACCUUAAUGACUUUACAAAAGUCAGAGUAACAAAUCCGUAUGCUGAAUAUCCCAGACGUUGUUCAGCUGGAGCAUCAGAGCAGUGGGAACGGACCGUUUGAUCGUUCGGGGGACCAGCUGAAUCUUUCUAAGCACAGCAUCUCCUCUGCUACACGUUAAAGCAAGGCCCUCGCCGUGCUGUCAGUUUUAUUUCCCCCUGAUGGAAUAAUGUGAUGAAAACCCGCUUUGUGUCGGGGUCGUCUCAUGAUAUAUAUAUAUAUAUAUAUAUAUAUUGCUGUGAAACAGUCUAGUUCAAACCAAAAUUUGACUACCGUUUCACACCGUCAGCAGCACUCACCUGCUGAACAAUAACAUUUUCUCUCAGCAGUUUUUUCUAGUAAACAAUACUGGAAAGCAAACGUAGUUCAAUAAGUAACUCGACUACAAGAACGUGGUGUUAUAUAUUUGUCAAAAAUCAACUUGACAACAUAUUUAGAGAAAAAUCCGUCGAGGCUUACCUUUAACGACUUUAGGCUUUCAGAGCAUAUUUUAGUCUUUAGCGAUUUGAUAGACAUUGUAGCAUCCCCUGUUGAAAAAGGACAUUAUGUGUGAUACAAUAACUGAACAUGUUGAUACUUUUUGUAAAUAGCAGUCAUUAUCAUUGUUUAUAUUGCAAGUCAAUACUGUGCAGUGUGUAGAUUUUUGGUUUGGAGGGAGAUGGUUUAUUAUAACAGUGACUAUCAUGAUGAUAAACGUGCUCUCGCAUUGAUGCUGGGGAAACAAAAUCUACUUUAUAAUUUACCCCCCCCCCCCCCCCCCCCCCCUUUAAAACUAAAGCGAAUGUACUUUCAUGUUAGCCUUUGAUAACACAGGGGCUGGGACAUGGAUUCGGACUGUGUUCUUUCAUUUUUAGCCUUAAAUAACACAAAGGGGUCUUGAGCCUUAGCAUUUAUCUGAGUAUAUCCUUUUUUUUUACAAAUCUGUGGGAAGAACUACUGAGCAUUUAGACAGCUGGUGUCAAACUCAAAACACAAGGGAUGGGCAGAUUCAGCAUUGUGAUUUUAAAAAGCACCAAGGAGCACAAAGCAAGGUUUUAAUGUUGCUGGCCUCUUUUGUUGACUGAAGUGUCCCACCAUCAGUCAGACAUGUAGUUUUGACUAUCCUAAUUUUUCUUAUUUUCAGAACCUUUACUGAGAACAAAUAUUACCUAAACUGUAGAAAACAUUGCAUUCAUGCAGCCUGAGUGUAUAAAAACCUUGAGUCCAUGUAGCCACCAACCAUCAAAAACAGAUAUCAAGACAUUUCACUGCGACCACAUGUGACUGUGGCAGAACCAGGUCAGGUGGUGUGGUGGCCUUACUGAACUGACAGUGCCAUUACGUGGUAGCUUUUCACAGAGGUGCGUCUUUAAAAAAAGCAGUGCAGUGUAAGUAGCUUCUGUCAGUAGUGUCGGUCUGCAGUGCUUUAGGGAGUUUAGGUCUUUGCUGUUCUCUGUAGCCUUGUGUUUUCUGUGUUGUGAUGACACCUCAAAGUAUGUAGAUUUAGGAAAGUCCCUCUCCUCCGUCGGUAAAAUAGGCUAGACGCAGUGGUUGUUAGCCUCUAGAAAAACACUGGAUAACCUGAGACAACACAUCAUUCCCUUUCGAAGUUACAUUUAGUUGUAGAGACGUUGUUGUGGGGACCUUUUUGCUCCCACUGUUCACUUUUUGUUACUACUGGCUCCUUCGCUGUUGUUGUUCUGGAUGCUUCAUUUCUAUCAUCGAGGAUGUCUCCAGCUUGUCUUGGGAACUUGUGAUGGUUUGUUUCAGAUUUGAAGGUGCGUGUGAAGUGUACGAGGUACAUCGCAUUGACGCUGUGUCUUUAUUCUCAGUCUUCUCGAUCCGUUACAUUUUUGCAUUUGAAUCAUCAGUUUAUAAAAACGAAACCUGUCUGCCAUUUCUUGUUAGUCACAUGCAUUUUUAUGUUUUCAUGGAAAUAUUUCAAUUUUUUAUGUUUUUUUAUAACUUCGUGAUGGCAGUUGUUUCCCUCAUUUCAAUGUAAGCGUCCAAAUUUUAUUUAUUUAUGAUGGAAAAUACAUUCUUUUUUGUAAUUACUUUUUUUAACCUUUUGUUCACUUUGACCCAUUGACGGCUGAUCCAGUAAGAAUUUCGUACAUGCAGCCUAGAUCGAAGCAGAAUAUGACUGUGUUAUCAAUGUUAUUUUAACAAUAAAACACUCUUCUAUUGCA
Sebastes umbrosus (honeycomb rockfish) is the source of this 7316-nucleotide messenger RNA. RefSeq names its product RAD54 like 2 (gene rad54l2). Lineage: Eukaryota; Metazoa; Chordata; Actinopteri; Perciformes; Sebastidae. Gene Ontology annotation, molecular function: ATP binding; ATP-dependent chromatin remodeler activity; ATP hydrolysis activity. The record is from RefSeq and is a predicted model, not a curated record. Bases 194 to 4714 code for a protein of 1506 amino acids. Gene Ontology annotation, cellular component: nucleus. The transcript is spliced from 22 exons.